Messenger RNA from Coregonus sp. 'balchen', 2897 nucleotides. The record is from the annotation of a GenBank genome assembly. NCBI's taxonomy places the organism in Eukaryota, Metazoa, Chordata, Actinopteri, Salmoniformes, Salmonidae.
CUGCAGGGGGAGCGACCAGCCCAAACACACACACAUAUUGUCAGCAUCUCUGGGAAUGUGUGUGUGCGUGUGUCUGGGAUUGUGAUGGCCUGGAGGGGGCUUGCAUGGUGGAUCCCCCACUGAUCUCCCCAGAGACCUCCCAUCCUUCUACCUCCACCCCGGCCUCAGCAUGGCUGGUCUGGUGCUGAACGAGACAGGCAUGGAGGACUGUGGGAUAGAUGACAGCUUUAAGUAUGACCUGUACAGUGUGGUCUACAGCGUGGUGUUUGUCCUGGGGCUCUGCACCAACUGUGCUGCUCUCUUUGUGUUCUGCUUCCGGAUGAAGCUAUGCAACGAGACAACGCUGUUCAUGACUAACCUGGCGUUGUCAGACCUUGUGUUUGUGUUCACGCUGCCCUUCAAGGUCUACUACAACAUCAACCGACACUGGCCCUUCGGAGAUGAGCUCUGCAAGGUAGUUACUAGUUUCUAGCCCUUUUCACUGUGUGAACUGUUAGGUAAUUUCACAAGUGUUUGGCUGUAUAUGUGUUUCUGUCUAAUACAUAUAUUCCACCCCCCAGGUGUCAGGCAACGAAUGAAUCAAUCAAUCAAUUAGUAAAUUAAUUAAUCACUUAACCAAUCAAUCUCUCUCCAUCCCCCAGGUAUCAGGAACAGCCUUCAUCACCAAUAUCUAUGGCUCCAUGCUGUUUCUCACCUGCAUCAGUGUGGACCGCUUUCUGGCCAUCGUCUACCCCUUCCGCUCGCGCUCAGUCCGCACGCGGAAGAACGCGGGCCUGGUGUGUGCUGCGGUCUGGCUCACCAUCGUGGGUGGAGGGAUAUCGGUCACCUUCUUUUCCACGAUCAACCAGGCAAACCGCGCCACGGCCUGCUUCGAGGGAUUCUCCAAGAGCACCUGGAAGACAUACUUGUCCAAGAUCACUAUCUUUAUAGAGGUGAGGAGAGAGAGUGAGAGAGGGAGGGAGGCAGGGAGGGAGAGAGGCAGGAGGGGAGGGGGAUGGAAGGAGAGAAGGAUUCUCUUCAAUCACCUGGAAGACUUAGGCCAGGAUUCAAUCAGAAACCGCUUUAGCGUGCUUGACAUUUAAAGGUAAUCUCCAAUUCAGCCGACAUCUGAGCUUGAAUAAGAUCCCUGGGAAUGUGAUAAUAUUGCCUUUAAAAGCCGCCUUGUCUUCAAACACGAUGGGAUUGAAUCCCGGCCUUACCUCUCAGUGUGUGUAUCAGUGUGUGUAUCUUAUUAUUAGUGUGUGUCGUGUAUGUGCUAAGCUCUUCCUGUACUCUCCAGAUUGUAGGUUUUCUCCUCCCCCUCCUGACCAACCUGGUGUGUUCCUCUCUGGUGCUGAGAACCCUCCGUCGCCCAGGGACCAUCGGCCACGGCUGCAACAGCAAGCGCCGGGUCCUCCGUAUGAUCCUCGUCCACCUGGCCAUCUUCAUCGUCUGCUUUGUCCCCUACAACUCCAUCCUCUUCCUCUACGCCAUGGUGCGGACCCAGGCUCUGGCCAACUGUAACCUGGAGAGGUAUAACUAACCCUAACCCUACAACUACAUCCUCUUCCUCUACGCCAUGGUGCGGACCCAGGCUCUGACCAACUGUAUCCUGGAGAGGUAUAACUAACCCUAACCCUACAACUCCAUCCUCUUCCUCUACGCCAUGGUGCGGACCCAGGCUCUGGCCAACUGUAUCCUGGAGAGGUAUAACUAACCCUAACCCUACAACUCCAUCCUCUUCCUCUACUCCAUGGUGUGGAGGUAUAACUAACCCUAACCCAGGCUCUGGCCAACUGUAAACUGGAGAGGUAUAACUAAUUGCACUUUAACACUUACGCUUUAACAAUCAAUCACUCAAUCAAUCAACAUGUCAUUUUUUUCUUAACUGCACUUAUUCAAUGUUCUUGUAAAUAUCCUCUGAAAUGUGUUGUUGCUGUUUUUAGAUAUGUGAUUUAGUCUGUCUGUAUGUUUGGUGUUUACUGCAAAAUGACUUGCCUCAUUGAGGCCAUUAAUUAGCGUUGUUCUGAAUGUGAAGGUUUGUUCGGACGCUGUACCCAAUCACCCUGUGUCUGGCCACCCUCAACUGCUGCUUAGACCCAGUGGUGUACUACUUUACCUCUGAGUCCUUCCAGAAGAGUCUCACCACCGGGGGGAAGGGUUGGGUCCGGGCUGAGAGCAUCCCCCGCAGCGAUACACACCUGAGUAGUGAGGCAGAGACGCAGCAGGACACAGGGACAGUGACCAGGGAUGGGAGACCGUCGGGAGACACACGGGACUGGACAGUCACCAGGAGAGACUCACGAGAAGCAUCACUCACUAGAGACACACAGGACUGGACAGUCACCAGGAGAGACUCAAGAGAAGCAUCACUCACUAGAGACACACGUGACGCACACGCUCUCGCCAGUAACGGGAAAGAUACGGGAGUGAGUGAGACUCAGUUCUGACACUACGGGGGAGAGAGAGAGAAAGAGAGAGAGGAAGAGAGAGAGGAGAGAGGGAGAAAUAGAGAGAGAGAGAGAGGAAGAGAGGGAGAAAGAGAGAGAGAGGACAGGUCUGGAUGGAGAGAUCAUGUCUCUGAGUCUAUGCCCUAGCUCCUACGCCACUCUAUCACCACACCAAACUAAAAAAUAUCUCACUUUCUUUUCAUAUACGGAGCUAGGAUAUUCUCCAUAAUGGGACAGUUUCUACAUGCAUCCAAUCAGGACCUCAGAAAUCUCCCUGCUACCGUAUAAGUCCAGGAGAUAUCUGGGGUGAGAUACAUUCAAGACACUCACCAGAUGCGCGUGCACCCACUUACAUAUUUGUCUAAUAUUUUAACUCUGGAAAGGGUAUGUGUCAUGCUGACAUAUCUAAGCCUUUAUACUUAGGCAUGAACGAAUACACAUACUUUCAAAGAUUUAUUAUAUCUGUAG